UGCUGCUGCUGUUUGGAUUGAAUCUUUCCGCAGUAGUUCUGCUCUCACUUAUUGCUUGGACGUGAAACCCAAAGCUCUGUCAGUCUCCCUAAGCGCUGCAGAUACCUGGUUAACCCUGAGACCGAUGUGCCCUCUGUCACCUCAGCUAUCGUGGACGCCCUGUCGGACCCAAAGAAGUUCCUGACAAUCGCAGAGAAGAGAGCGGACCAGAUGAAGGCCCUGGGCAUUGAUACGAACGACAUCGCGGACGUGCCCAGCGGGAGCUCCAAGAACGACAAGAAGGGGAAGGGCAAGGGGGACACGGUGAAGACCAGCGUCAGCCCCCAGGCCAGCUCCGACAUGGCCCAGACCUCCACCGCCGCACAGAACAACACGGCCGAGGCCCGGAGAGAUACAGCUGCCCUGGUGCCUAACGUUAGCAUCGACGACUUGAAGCAGAUGAAGACGUAUGUGAAGCUGAUGAAGAAACAACAGAAGGAGCUCAGCUCUUUAAAGAAGAAGCACGUGAAGGAUCAGAACGUCAUGCAGAAGUCCCACUGCACCCAGGUGGACAAAAUGGUGUCCCAGCACGAGAAAGACAAGACAACGCUAGAGAAACUCCUGGACAAAGCCAUCAAGAAACGAGGGGAAAGCAACUGCCAGGAGCUGAAGAAGGAGACGGAGGAUAAGGUCCAGACGCUUACUACUGACCACAAAGCUAAGGUGAAGGACAUCACGGCACAGCACACCAAGGAGUGGUCGGAGCUGACCAGCGGCCACAGCAGCGAGGCCCAGGAGAUGAGGGACGGCCACGUGGGCCAGCAGUGUGAGCACCUCAAGAAGCUGCUGGCCAGCGUGCAGGAGCAGCAGACGGCCCAGCUCAAGGUCGUCCAUGAACGGCAGAGCAAAGAGAUGCGAGCCAACCAGGCCAAGAUGUCAAUGGAGAACAGUAAAGCCAUCAGCCAGGACAAGAGCAUCAAAAACAAAGCCGAGAGAGAAAGGAGAGUGAGGGAGCUGAACAGCAGCAACACAAAGAAGUUCCUGGAUGAGAGAAAAAGGCUGGCCAUGAAGCAGCAGAAGGAGAUGGAACAGCUGGAGAAGAACCAGAGGGAGCAGGUGGACAAACUGGACAAGUUCAACGAGCAGCUUUUGAAAUCACACCAUGCAAACAAACAGGGUCAAGGUAGGAAUCUCCAUGCCACGCAACACUCGCACGUCACUCCUUCCCCUGCUCCCCGUUGCCGUGCUCCCACGCACAUCACAAAACAUCCACAGUUCUUUUCACUGUAGUCACUACUCUAUAACAAAGAUGCUAGUUUAUGCUUGCAUCUUUAAAUAAUCAUAUUUGUGAAUGUAAUGGUAUUGUGAGCUAGCGUAGGUUAAGCCUCUUCAAGCACUUACACACUGGUUUCUCUGCUUUUAGUGUUAAUAAUUCUUAGCGGUUGUUAAUAUUUAGUAUAGUUUCCGAUGAUAAAGCUGUGACCUUUUUAUCUCGCAGAAUAAUUUAGACGGUCAAAAGUACAACUUUAGGAAACUAGCAAGCUACUCUGUAUAAGGUAGUUCCUUCUAAACCCAAUGAGAAGGGAGAGGUUUAUGACAAAACUAUACAAGACUAAACUUGCGGUCAAUAACAUGUUUUUUAGUGGUUAAAAACACAUCAACGACAAUAUAAAUAUAUAAUAAUCCUUCUUUAACUUAUGUGUUUAGUAACAUGAAUUUGUUUCUCUAUUGUUUUUACGCCAUCACUUUUGUUUUGUUGUGAUAAAAUUUGUAUUUUCUUACACAAGAUGGUAUUACAAUCUGGAUUGCACUGUCAUAGAUAUGAAUGACAUGACGUAUGCAUGAAUAUGAAAUAUGAAAAUUGUGUUGCACACAAGAUACGGCUAUGGCAGCUCGUUGGGAACAUAAUGGACAUCAACGAUGUUUAAGAUCACACCAACACCAGGAAACGUUGGAAAUUGAACAAGAAUCAUGGCUGAUUUACAAUCCCGUCGAAGACAAUGUCAGCCAUUGACCUGGGGUCUUAAGAACCGGUCAAACCUUUAAAGCAUUCCUGGGAGGGUGACUUCUCUGUUUGAAAUAUCAGAAGAUUGUCAACAUUUGCGCCAGGGUAGUGAAAUCGAUCCGCCACGAUUUAGAAUGGACGCCGAAAUGUGAACACCUAAACUGAAAAAUGGAUUUGUUUCUUUGCGUGAAUGUGAAUGUGUCAUGUAUACGAUGUGACAGGGAAAUCAAGGCAAAACAGACAG
Molecule: messenger RNA, 2228 nt
Organism: Gadus chalcogrammus (walleye pollock)
Lineage: Eukaryota; Metazoa; Chordata; Actinopteri; Gadiformes; Gadidae
Product: 1-phosphatidylinositol 4,5-bisphosphate phosphodiesterase beta-4-like
Exons: 11
Coding region: 211-1269 (352 amino acids)
Source: RefSeq, a predicted model, not a curated record